UUUGUGGAUGGACCAACGUGGAAUGAUCAGAAAAAAUUUUGCAUGCAACAUUUACGAAAAAUGGGAUUUGGUGGUGAUUUAAUGGAAAAAAUUAUAAUUGAAGAAGUUCACGAUCUCAUGGUAGAUAUAACGAUAAAAAGUGAGAAUGGUAAACCAAUUAAAGUUCAUGGUUUAUUUGACAUAUCAAUUUUGAACGGUCUUUGGGCUAUGUUAGCUGGUCAGAGAUUUGCGUUGAAUGAUUCUAGACUCGCAAGACUUAUGGAAUUAGUACAUGUCAGUUUCAGAAUGUUAGAUAUGUCAGGAGGAAUAUUAAACCAGAUGCCAUUCAUUCGGUUUUUAGCACCAAACUCUUCUGGAUACGAACACAUCAAACAAAUUUUAAACGAAUUCUAUACAUUUUUAAAAGAAUCAGUAGAAGAACACAAAUGUGGGGAAAAUUAUCAGGAAGAUUUUAUUAGUGCAUUUUUAAUGGAAAUUGAGAAAAAUAAGGAAUCUCCUGAAUCGUUUUCAGAAGAACAGCUUCUUGUUAUAUUGUUGGAUUUAUUUUUAGCUGGAUCGGAAACCACAAGUAGUAUGUUAUCAUUCGCUGUAUUACUUUUACUUAAGCAUCAAGAUAUACAAGAUAAAGUACACGCAGAGCUGAAUGCGGUAGUUGGAGAUCGAGAAAUUCAGCUUGCAGAUAAAAAAAAGUUGAAUUAUCUUGAAGCUGUAUUAAUGGAGGUUCAGAGACAUAGUAACGUGGCGCCGUUAGCAAUUGCUCAUAGAACUAUUCGAAAAACCAGCCUACAAGAAUAUAUAAUACCAAAAGAUACAUUAGUAUUGGCGAGUAUUUGGAGUGUUCAUAUGGAUGAACAUCACUGGGGUGAUCCCGAGGUAUUUCGACCGGAAAGAUUUUUGGACAGUACAGGAAACAUAAUAAAAGAUAGUUGGCUCAUGCCGUUUGGCAUUGGUAGACGAAGGUGCCUUGGCGAGAUAUUGGCUAAGGCAAAUGUAUUUAUGUUCAUUGCUAAUUUAAUUCAAAAUUUUGAGAUACGAAUUCCAAACGGAGUCCAAUUGCCUGACAGACCUCAAGAUGGUGUUACUAUUUCUCCAUCUCCAUUUUCUGCUAUUUUUAUACCUAGACGUUGAUAAA
Molecule: messenger RNA, 1132 nt
Organism: Acyrthosiphon pisum (pea aphid)
Lineage: Eukaryota; Metazoa; Arthropoda; Insecta; Hemiptera; Aphididae
Product: methyl farnesoate epoxidase-like
Exons: 6
Biological process (GO): xenobiotic metabolic process
Cellular component (GO): cytoplasm; intracellular membrane-bounded organelle
Molecular function (GO): heme binding; steroid hydroxylase activity; iron ion binding
Source: RefSeq, a predicted model, not a curated record